UUCACACUGGAUCCAAACACAGUAUAUAAAAACCUCCAUCUGUCUGAGGAGAACAAAGUGGUGACCUGCAGUGAAACAUUACAGUCGUAUCCUGAUCAUCCAGAUAGAUUUGAUUAUUACCCCCAGGUUCUGUGUAGAGAGAGUGUGAGUGGGCGCUGUUACUGGGAGGUUGAGUGGAGUGGGUAUAAGUGGGUUUAUAUAGCAAUGUCAUAUAAAAGCAUCAGCAGGAAAGGACGUGGUGUUGAGUGUUUGUUUGGACGUAAUGAUCAGUCCUGGAGUUUGUUCUGUUCUCCAUCCAGAUUUUCAUUCUGGCACAAUAAUAAAGAGACUAUAAUUCCCAUAAUGCCGAGUUCCUCUAGAAUAGGAGUGUAUGUGGAUUAUAAAGCAGGAACUCUGUCCUUCUACAGCGUGUCUGAUACAAUGAAGCUCCUCCACAGAGUUCAGACCACGUUCACUCAGCUCCUCUACCCGGGGUUUCGUCUUUAUUUAAGAUCAAAAGUGAAAUUGUCAGAUUUAACAAAUUAA
Messenger RNA from Trichomycterus rosablanca, 525 nucleotides. RefSeq names its product stonustoxin subunit beta-like. The record is from RefSeq and is a predicted model, not a curated record. Gene Ontology annotation, molecular function: protein binding. The transcript has a single exon. Lineage: Eukaryota; Metazoa; Chordata; Actinopteri; Siluriformes; Trichomycteridae. The annotation marks the transcript as partial.